This is a messenger RNA of Aureobasidium namibiae CBS 147.97, 1107 nucleotides long. RefSeq names its product mating-type switching protein swi10. Gene Ontology annotation, molecular function: damaged DNA binding; single-stranded DNA binding. Gene Ontology annotation, cellular component: nucleotide-excision repair factor 1 complex; nucleus; ERCC4-ERCC1 complex. NCBI's taxonomy places the organism in Eukaryota, Fungi, Ascomycota, Dothideomycetes, Dothideales, Saccotheciaceae. Bases 1 to 1107 code for a protein of 368 amino acids. Gene Ontology annotation, biological process: meiotic mismatch repair; mitotic recombination; nucleotide-excision repair. The transcript has a single exon. The record is from RefSeq and is a predicted model, not a curated record.
AUGCCCGACGAGUACGGCGACGAGACCGAUCUCUUCGAAAUCGUUGAUCGCACUACUGCGCCCGACUCCAAUCCACCUCGACCAGCUCCUGCCUCCGACAAUGCUCGCAAGGUCGUCCAGCCCACACCCCAAGCUCUACCUGCUCGCAAAUCCGCAUCAUCUAUCCUGGUCUCGCCGCGCCAGAAAGGCAAUCCCAUCCUGAACAGCAUCAAGUCUUUGCCUUGGGAGUACUCGGACAUCCCUGCCGACUUUGUUCUUGGUCAGACAACCUGUGCUCUGUUUCUGUCGCUCAAAUACCACCGCCUGCAUCCUGAAUACAUCUACUCGCGCAUCCGUCAAUUGGGUCAAAAGUACCUCCUUCGCGUCGUUCUAGUCAUGGUCGACAUAGAGAACCAUCAAGACCCUCUGAAAGAGCUGUCCAAGACCUCCCUUAUCAACAAUGUCACCCUGAUCCUCACCUGGAGCGCAAACGAGGCUGGACGUUACUUGGAGCUCUUCAAGUCAUGCGAAAAUGCUGCCCCAACCGGUAUCAAGGCCCAAAAGGCUGCCACCUUCGCCGACAAUCUCGUCGAGUUCAUCACUGUUCCUCGCAGCAUCAACAAGACUGACGCCGUAGGCAUCGUCUCCAACUUUGGAAGUGUGCGCACCUCCGUCAAUGCCCGUCCCGAAGACCUAUCUCACGUCGCUGGCUGGGGAGAUAAGAAGGUCAAGGCUUGGUGCCAGUCUGUUCGCGAGCCUUUCCGUGUGACCAAAACCAAACGUCGCCUUGGUCGCGAAGACUCAAGACCUACGCAGUCUAAUGUCGAGCAAGACAGUCGCGUGGCUGCCAGACUUGGCAUCGGCGCUUCCCUCUCUUCUGUCGACAUACCUGCUGGACCAAACACCUCCGUAGGCACUUCUGACGCUGACAGACGGUCCGAUGUCAGACUCGCCGAUGAUUAUGAGCCCGGCGCCGAUGAGGAAGAGGCCAUGGCAGAAGCCUUUGCACGUCCGUCCAAACCGCCCGCAGCACCACAGCCAGCUCCUCCCCCUGUCAACAAAGCGCAAGCCGAGGAGAACCUUAGUGAGGGUAUGAUGGCGGCGUUGGCUAGGUUGAGACAGACAUGA